Raphanus sativus (radish) is the source of this 7421-nucleotide messenger RNA. RefSeq names its product MLO-like protein 2. The record is from RefSeq and is a predicted model, not a curated record. Gene Ontology annotation, cellular component: membrane. The transcript is spliced from 12 exons. The coding region runs from base 6162 to 7421 and encodes 419 amino acids. Lineage: Eukaryota; Viridiplantae; Streptophyta; Magnoliopsida; Brassicales; Brassicaceae. Gene Ontology annotation, biological process: defense response.
CCAAGAGAAAACCAUUAAUUUAGCCUCCCUCUCCAUCGGGACCAUAGGAAACGUUCGUCGGCUAUGCAGGAGAACUCUACCACUGUCGUCUUUAACCAUCCAUGCUGCACCCACAGCCGAAUUACAUCUAGCCCAAUCCAUGUCAAAUUCACAGAUCACCCAACCUUUCGGAGGCGCAAUGAAUUGAUCUCGCUUUUCCAUCGACUUCACCGAUUGCUGCGCCUCCAACCUAGCAUCCAGCUGUUGAGCAGAGAACCAAUCAUCCGCCUCAGCCAUCGCUUUCUUAAUAAUGUCCUCAGGAUCCAAUUGGGUUCCCUCAAAUAAAAAACCAUUCCUGUGUUUCCAUAAAUACCACAAGAUCCAAGGCCAGCAACGAGUGAUAUUUAGGUCCAGGGUAGCAUUCUUGCUUAUUUUCAAGAAGAAAGCAAAAUUCUCAAAAAGAGAUCGCUCCAUCCAUCCUCUUGGAGGUGUUGGAAUACAAGAAUGGGCCCAAGUCUGCCUUGCCAUAUCACACUGGAACAGCAAAUGAUUAACAGAUUCGCCCUCUCUCCCACAUAAUUGACACCUCUCAUCACACUUAAUACCCCGAGAUAGAAUGCGGUCUGCGACCGGGAGAGCAUCAGACAAUACCUUCCAGAGGAAGGUUUUAAUCUUAGGGGAAGUGUGUACCUUCCAGCAAGCAGAUUUGAGGGCAUUAAGAGACGGCUGUGCGUCAGCGGUAAGCAGAAGGUCCCUGUUCUUAUCUUUUGCCGCCAACCAGUAACCCGACUUCACCGAAUAAGCACCAGAUUUAUUGAAUUUCCAAAUCCAAAAAUCUUCUUUAGUCACUACUGGCUGAUUUCUCAGCAACACUUCAAUAUCAGACGGGACAAAAACUUCCUCCAAAGCCUCUCUGUUCCAACAUCUACCGGGGAAAUUAAUCAAACUCCGCACCUUAAGAUUGAGGUCAAAGGUGCAAUUUUUGAUCCAGGGCGCUCUAGGACCAUAGCCAUCUCUGUCAUCUUCAAACCACUUAUCAAUCCAGACAUUAAUCGAAUUCCCAUCACCCACCCGCUUUUGGAUCCCUUUGACUAGUAAAUCUCUUCCCCACAAUAGACUUCUCCAACCAUACGAGGGACGAUUCCCUAACUUAGCUUCCAAGAAAUCACAGUCAGGAAAAUACCUACUCUUUAAGAGUUGAGCAAGCAAGCAAUGCGGAGAGGUGAGAACUUUCCAAGCCUGCUUAGCCAAAAGUGCCUGAUUGAAAGCUUCGAAAUUUCUGAACCCCAAACCCCCACUAUCUUUCGGCAGGCACAGCCGAUCCCAAGCAAUCCAGUGCAAUUUUCUCUUGUGCCCAUCAGAACCCCACCAGAAAUCUGCCAUAGCGGACACCAUCUUGUCGCAGACAGUCUUAGGGAUCUUAUAGCAAGACAUAGCAUAGACAGGCAAUGAAGAGGCUGAUGCUUUAAUCAAAAUCUCUUUACCUCCUUGGGACAGAUUCCUCAAAUGCCACGCAUUGAGCCUGGCAGAGAUCCUUUCCUUCAGAAAGCCAAAACAGGCAACUUUAGAACCCUUUAGACAUUCAGGCAGACCCAAAUACUUGGAGGUUCCUCCUUCCUUGAAAAUCCCCAAAACCUGACUUAUGGCAUUUUUUACAUCCUGGUCAACCAAUCUUCCAAAGGAGAUUGCAGAUUUCUGUACAUUGAUCACCUGACCAGUAACUUCUCCAUAGGCCAUUAAGAUACUCUGAAGUUCAAAGGCUUGCAAUACCGUAGCUUUGCACAUGAAUAGGCUGUCAUCCGCAAAUAGAAGGUGAUGGAUCGACGGACCAUACUCUGUAAACUUCAAUCCAGAGAGACGCUCCUCCUCUUCCGCUUUGUUCAGCAAGUGAGUUAACCCUUCAGUGCAUAGCACAAAGAGGAAAGGUGAUAGGGGAUCACCCUGACGAAUUCCCCUCUGCGGUUUAAUCAGACCAAAAGGCUGAUCAUUGAUUAAAACAGCAAAAGAGACAGAAGAAACACAAGCCAUGACCAAACUGACCCAUUUCUGAUCAAAGCCUAAAGCCAGUAGGAGACCCUUCAGGUAGCACCACUCUAUCCUGUCAUACGCUUUGGACAUGUCGGUUUUGACAACCAUGAAAUCCUUUUCUACCAACUGAUGACCUCCCAAAGCGUGAACCGCCUCAUGAGCAACACCAAUAUUAUCACUGAUGAGUCUCUCCGCCACAAAAGCUGAUUGAUUGAUUGAGAUAAGUUCCGGGAGAAUGGGUUGAAGCCUGCUGACCAUAAUCUUCGAGAUGAUUUUGUAGAGAACUGAGCACAAGCUGAUUGGACGGAGAUCACUCAUCACCUCCGGUUCUAUGAUUUUUGGCAACAGGCAGAUGUAAGUAAAAUUCCAGUCAACAGGCAUCACUCCUCUACUGAAAAAAUUCUGCACUUCAACACACACUUUUGGGCCUAUGGUAUCCCAGUAUUGCUGAAAGAACAAUCCAUUCAUGCCAUCAGGACCCGGUGCGCUCGAUGGAUUGAUACUGAAAACCGCCAGCCUUAUUUCGUCCUCAGUGACCUCCGCCAGCAAUCUGUCAUUCAUGGCCACUGUAACCCGAGGAGCCAUACCUUGCAAGAGAUUCAGAAUGUUGGGAGGCUUCGAUGACUUAAACAAAGCCGAGAAAUAGUCGAGAGCCACUUGAGCUUUUGCAGCCUCAGACCAUUGAUAGACCCCAUCGAUGUCCUUUAGCUUGCUCAGGAGACGCCUCGCUCGGUUAGAUUUAACAGAAGCAUGAAAGAACUUGGAAUUCCUAUCACCAUAUUUGAGCCAUCUUUCCCGACUUCUCUGCUGCCAAUGUAACUCCUCCUCCCUGUAGGCUUUGUACAGUUCUUUUUUGAUGAUCUUGAUGGCAUGAUAACACGGGUAGUUCCUAGACUCAAACCAUUCCAAGCGGUGUUCCAGUAAGUGGAUUCUGUCUCUCGCAUUAAAGACUUUGGACUUCUUCCAGCGGCUUAAAACCCCUCUGCAAUCCCGCAGUCUCUUAGCCACACUUCGGUUAGAGGAAACCCCACUCCCUGCUCUCCACGAGUUAAUGAUAUCCUUCUUCACUCUGGGUAAGAAAAGGAACUUCUUAUCAUAUCUGAAUUGGCCUUUGUACCGCGCUUGAGAAGCUUGCAGAUUGAUUAAAACAGGCCGAUGAUCAGACCCUCGUUUGUCAAGAAAUCUCUGAUUAGAACCAGGGAAAAUCCUGAGCCAUUCCUUGUUCCCAAAAGCCCUAUCGAGGCAACACUGAAUCCACUUCUUCCACCUCAUACCCGACCAGGUAAAUCUAUCACCAGAAGCCUCCAACUCGUCCAUGCCGCAAGCAGCCAACAUGUCAGCAAAAGGCCUAAAAGAAGCUUCCGAUCUAGAAGGACCACCUAGCUUUUCACCAUUAUUCAGGAUCUCAUUAAAAUCACCAACUAUACACCACGGUUCCUUCCUACAAACUCCAAAUCUGCUCAGUCUUUCCCAAACUAUACUCUUUCCAUCCUGAGCAGGCUCCCCAUAAACACAAGACAGAAAAAAUCUGAAGUCACCAAAAAGAACCUCCAUGUCAAUCAGAUUCUUAUCCGCAUACUUAAUAUCCAUCUUAAUGGUGCUUUUCCAAAAUACUGCCAAGCCACCACUAAGACCUACUGGGUCAACCGUAUAUACAUUGUCAUAACCCAACCACACCUUUAAAUCUACUAGAACAUCUCUGCAGUUUUUAGUCUCCAUUAAGAAAAUUAUCUCCGGAAAGUAAAGUCGCCUAAACUCCCGCAGACGUUGAACUGUCAGGUCUUGAGUACGCCCCAGGCCCCGACAAUUCCAGCUCACUAUGCUCAUUAAAGAUUGGACGGUCCCUCCUUUGGGACCACCUUCAGGGAUUUUGACCUCGCCAAGACUGGAAGUUCCCCAUCUUCAGUCUCUACCUUUCUCUUCAGACCACUCAUGAUUUGUUUACCCGCUCCCUUGUCAGCAUCCAGAACCACCAACUUCCUCUGCUUCCUUUUAGAUUUUGGAGGACGGUUUCUUUUAUAGACUUUCUUUAGAGUUCCGGACGAAGCAACAUGUUCCGAAAAACCCGAGCUAAACACCGUAGAACCUUCAGAAAGGGGCAGAAAGUUAACCCCAAGUCUCACAUCCUCGCUCCCCGAAUGCGCAUCCAGAGGAGGACCCAGCCUCAUCGCCAUUCCAGCACCAAUAGCCGAUGCCAUUAAUUUUUCAGAGUUAGGAGACACAGAGCUUCCUUUACCUCUACUCAAGCGUUCUUCUUCGUAGUUGAAGACAUGUCCCUUUCCUUUGUUUAAGUCUCUUGAGAUAGUAGGAGGAGCUUCCAGUCUCAGAAACAUUUUCUGCAUCAUAGGGACUUGUUCCACUUCAGCAACAGAUUUUCUGACUCUCUCUUCUCUGAUAACUCUGUCUUCAGCAGUUGAUAAACUCAGGUACUGCCUCAUCUCAUCCAUCACCUCCUUAGCGAUCUUCGGUCUGCCAGUAGAGAGGUUAAUCCCCACUUGGUCUUCUCUAAGAACUCCAAAGAGAGGAUCACCUUCACUCAGUACCACUGAUCUGUGCUCAAGUUCUUUCUCUAUUGCUUGACGCCGCGCCAAAGCCACCUCUUUACGCUUCUUCACUUCGAGAGGACAGAUCCUCUGCUCAUGAUUCAAUCUUUGACAGGUAAAGCAACGCUUCUGGAUUCUUUCAUAGUCGAACUUGAUGGUCCACGAUUUACCUCCUUUAGCUGUCACCACCUUCGCCGGUCUGAGGGGAUUCGCCACAUUAAACCUUACCUGAGCACGAAUAAAAGGUUGAGACUGUGGUUUCGAGGGGUCAAAAACCAACACCUUAACUUCACCAAUCAUAUCAGCCAACGCCAUUAGCGCCUCCUCCGUAUAGUAGUUUAUGGGGAUUUGGCUGAUUUGUACCCAGAGAGGAAUAAACUGAAGAUAGUCAUCAGGCGGUUCUUCAACCCAACGCGCAAUCACAAUGACCCACUCAUUAAAAGUAUGAACGCCUUUCUCCAGCACAUCCACCAAGUCAUGCUCCGAGUCAAAGAAGAACUGAAAACGUUCCUCCGAGAGAGCAACUCCCCUACACCUGCCUUCCUUUUGCCACUUCCUAGGCAUCCUCCAGAUUAAGGAAGACAUUCUCUGACAUUCUGGGUUCAGAACUCUACCCACAAUGCUUAGAAGAUUCUUUUCAUUCGAACAGAAACCCGGUUGGUCCGGCAUCUCGAAAGGUUUGUCAUCCUCGUCCAAAGACAGAGCCAUUAAGGCUCGAUCCAUAGCCACCGACAUCGUAGCACCACCGUUGAGCAACAAUCAACACAAACUCGUCUUAACAGAAGCUUAGAUCUCAGAAAAGGGAACUGGAACUCACUGCAGAUCUGAUGAACACCAAACUUUAACUUGUCUUUUUGAGAAUAGGUAGAAUAAAAAGAAAGACAAAAGUAAAAGUGUGCGAGCUUUCCAGCGUGCUCACGUUAUAGUAAAUAGUAUCAUAACUUAUAUAAAUCUCAAGUGGCCAUUUGAUAUAUAGCUUUAGUAGAGUUCCAUUAUCAUAUACACAACCAAAAUAGAAGAAAAUUAAUAACACAACCAAACAUAUAAAAAAUAGAGCAAAACUAAAUGACUGACAAAUCAAAAUAAAUUUUAAGUAAUCUUGCCUCACGUAAUUUUAUUUUCCUCAUUUUAUAGUUAAACGUAUAACAACCCAACGAAUAAUUUUACCAAACUGGUUCUUGAAUUUGUUCUAGUCGUCUAUUUGCCAACAAAAACUUGAAAAGUGAAGUGAAAUGAAAAGAUAACAUGAUUUGACAAAGAAGGCCAUAUGAAACAUGAUAAAUUUAAGAAAAAUGCAGUCCAAAAAGCACAAAACAACACGGUGAAUUAUUGAGAAGUCUGUCUGCAAAUGCAGAACAACAGUAGAAUGUUGAAAGCACCAUUCAGAAAAAGACAGCCAAAUAAACCUUUAAUUUAUAGUCACUCAUCGCGGGUCUUAUUAUCUUCAUCUACGUCCUCCUUCCUUAUAUGAUCAUGACAUAACUUUGGUUUUGUAAACUUGCUUAGCCUACUAAUUAAGAAAAAAAACUGUUAGCUAAACAUAAAGAAGAACACGAAACUCUCCGUGUCUUCACUCUCUCUCUCACUGUGUUUUUUUACAAUCAAGCUCUAAUGACGAAUCAGGUAAAAGAGAGGAAUUUAGAGCAGACCUCUACGUGGGCAGUCGCUGUGGUUUGCUUCGUUUUACUACUCAUUUCAAUUGUCCUUGAACAUUCCAUUCACAAAAUUGGAACCUGGUUCAAAAAGAAGCACAAGAAGGCUCUUUAUGAAGCUCUUGAAAAGAUCAAAGCAGAGCUUAUGCUUAUGGGAUUCAUAUCACUACUCCUAACAAUCGGACAAACACCAAUCUCAAAUAUCUGCGUCUCCCAAAGCCUCGCAUCAUCAAUGCACCCUUGCAGCGCCGCUGAUGAAGCUAGAAAAUACGGCAACAAAGAUACCGCUAAACCAAAAGACGAUGAUGAAGACAAAUCCGGUCAUAGAAGACUUCUCCUUGAGUUAGCCGAGUCUUACAUUCAUAGACGAAGUUUAGCCACCAAAGGUUAUGACAAAUGCGCUGAGAAGGGGAAAGUGGCUUUUGUAUCUGCUUAUGGUAUCCACCAGCUUCAUAUAUUCAUCUUCAUCCUCGCCGUGGUUCAUGUUAUCUACUGCAUUGUUACUUAUGCUCUCGGAAAGACCAAGACGAGGAGGUGGAAGCACUGGGAAAAUGAGACCAAGACAAUAGAAUAUCACUAUUCCAACGAUCCUGAGAGGUUUAGGUUUGCCAGAGACACAUCUUUCGGGAGAAGACAUCUCAAUUUCUGGAGCAAGACGAGGGUCACGCUAUGGACUGUGUGUUUUUUCAGACAGUUCUUUGGAUCCGUCACCAAAGUUGAUUACAUGGCUUUGCGGCAUGGUUUCAUCAUGGCACAUUUGGCUCCAGGGAGUGAAAGGACAUUCGAUUUCCGCAAGUAUAUUCAGAAAACAGUAGAAGAAGACUUCAAAACUGUAGUCGAAAUCAGUCCUAUUAUCUGGUUUAUCGCUGUGCUAUUCCUCUUGACCAACACAAACGGAUUGCAUUCUUACCUCUGGUUACCAUUCAUUCCACUAGCCGUGAUUCUAAUAGUUGGAACAAAGCUUCAAGUCAUUAUAACCAAAUUGUGUCUAAGAAUCCAAGAGAAAGGUGAUGUGGUGAGAGGUGCCCCUGUGGUUCAACCCGGUGAUGAUCUCUUCUGGUUUGGCCGCCCUCGGUUCAUCCUUUUCCUUAUCCACUUGGUUCUUUUCACGAAUGCAUUUCAGCUUGCCUUCUUUGCCUGGAGUACGUAUGAAUUCACUCUCAAGAAUUGUUUCUAUGAAAGCGAUGCAGAUGUGGUCAUUAGAAUUGUAGUUGGGUAA